AUGGUCCAUUCGUUCCUGCUCAAGACCGCGGCCCUGGUGUCGUCGACGAUGCUGGCGUCGACGCUGUGUGCAUCAUCGCCCGGCGCUGCCAACGAGCUGGUUACAGUCAUGCAUCCGAGUGGCGCGACCGCGAAGGUGUCCCUCCUGGGUGCGCAAGUGCUAUCGUACACCACGACCUCUCAACCCGACGUGAACGUCCUGUUUGUGAGCCAGUCGCCGACUAACGGGGCGAACCCCGUUCGUGGCGGUAUCUCUGUCAACUUCCCGAUCGUGGAGUCCGUCGACAGCUUCACUGGCCCCGAGCAUGGGUUUGCCCGUACUUCUAUGUGGACCCUCGAGAGUUUGGAGCAGCCGCGGCCGGAUCAUGGUGUCGAUUAUACUUCUGCGACCUUCAUCUUGACUUGGACCGAGGCCACCUUUCAGAUCUGGCCUGAAAAGUUCGAGCUACGGUACAAGGUGAAUGUGUCCGCUGAUCGGCUCCUCACCAAACUGACCGUGUCUAACCUAGGCUCGGCGGCAUUUUACGUGGGCGUACUGCUGACGAGCUACUUGAGCGUCCCUGACGUCCUGAACGAUGGUGUCGUAGUUCGGGGCUUGCAGGGCCUUGAAUACUACGACCGGGUCACACGGACGAACCAGACCGACUCGCGCGAGAUGUUCGGCAUCACGUCACAGGUCGACAGCGCGUACAAGGACGUCGGGCUCGAUGUGGUUGCGUCCGUCAAAGGUGUUGGGUUCGUCCAAGACGUCGCUGUCAGGCAAUUCGCACAAUACGGGAACGGCAACCACCGACCGAUUUCUGAUCCAUCGUCGUGCGUCGUGUGGAACCCCUGGACGGAAGGUGCAAAGGCUGGCCUCGGUGUCGAGGAAUACCGUAAGAUGCUCGCGAUCGGGUGUGGAAAGGUGACUGAAAAGUUUGUGCAGAGCACUGAUGUGCGCUACACUGUGUCCUCUGAAAUCACGGUCACGACGCGCUCUGCUUAG
Molecule: messenger RNA, 984 nt
Organism: Hyaloperonospora brassicae
Lineage: Eukaryota; Oomycota; Peronosporomycetes; Peronosporales; Peronosporaceae
Source: the annotation of a GenBank genome assembly